This is a messenger RNA of Fragaria vesca subsp. vesca, 669 nucleotides long. RefSeq lists its product as uncharacterized. The transcript is spliced from 3 exons. Lineage: Eukaryota; Viridiplantae; Streptophyta; Magnoliopsida; Rosales; Rosaceae. Bases 1 to 669 code for a protein of 222 amino acids. The record is from RefSeq and is a predicted model, not a curated record.
AUGAGCACCACCGCCGCCGCCGCCGCUCUGCACUCGCCGUCUCUCAUGGCCGCCCUCCUCCUCACCGCGAUCUUCCUCUCUCUCGGUGCCGCCAAGUCAGCCAGAGGAUCGCCGCCGUCCUCUUGCGCCGACGAGCUCGUCCGAUUCUCGCCGUGCCUUUCCUACAUGGCGUCGCCGCCGAACAACCUCUCCGACUCGCCGGCGUCCAAGUGCUGCGAAGCGUUCUCGUCGGCGGAGGAGUCCGGCAGCGCCGUUUGCCUCUGCUACCUGGUCCAGGAUCCUCCGAUGCUCGGCUUUCCGGUGACCGUUGCUCGCGUUCUCUCGCUCUCCUCCGUCUGCCCUCGCCGGAACUCCACCUCCGCUCCUUCCUCUUCUCUCAAGUCUCUUUGCUCAGAGGUGCCGGAGCUCCCUCCUCUCCGCAACAGAACGAUUCCUGUGAUUUCAGGUUCUCUUCCUUCUGGUUCUGAAACUGUUUCAUCUCCUUCACCAAAUCCAGCAAACAAGUCAAUCACACAACCAAGCUUGUUGACUCCACCAAGCUCAGCAGUAGAACCAGCAAGAGGCUCAGUAGAACCACCAAGAGUGUCGGCAGCGGCGGCAAUGAAGCGAAUUUUCAAGAACAAUACUCCUUGGUUUCUACCUGCCAUAUCGAUGUUGGUACUCAUCUGA